AUGGCAUCAGCAGCAGGCAAUAUAAUUGAUAAUGGUAAAAAUGAUUCUCUUACACAGGACUCUGAUGUAAUACAGGAGAUGUUUUGUGAACAUUGUGAAAAAGAAUUAGGGACUUUAGUAAUUGCAGAUGGAUUUUGUAAGAAUUGUUUGGAUUAUCUGUGCUCUACAUGUUUGAGAUAUCAUAAGACAUACAAGCCUGAACAUUCUAUACAGGACAAAGCUCACAUGCCACAAGAUUUCUGUUUCCAGAAAUGUCAAGACCAUCCAAGGGAGCUGAUUAAGUUUUACUGCAACUCAUGCAAGCAAAAGGCAUGUACUGUUUGUAAAGCAAAAAAACAUAACAAGUGCAUCAUAGCACACAUUCCCAGUCUUGUGAGAUCAGCUAAUUUCAACAAAGACGUAAGAAAUUUGGUAGAGUCAAUAGACAACACCUUAGCAAUUAAUUCAAAUUCAAGAGAUGAAAUUUCAUCAAAAUUGACAGAAGUUCAAGCAGUCAGUCAAAGUGCCAUAUCAUCAAUAAUACAACAGAGAAAAAAACUUGAAAGCUGCAUUGGAGAACUCCAUCAAAAAGAAGUCCUUGAGCUAAAGAAGUUACAUAAAAAUGAAGAGGAAAUUUUUGAAAGAAAGAGGCAAUCUAUUAUUGCUGAGUUGGACAAAGAAAAAAGACAGCUAAUAAUGAAGCAUCACCUCGAAACAAAAAGGAUUCAGGAUGUUAAAACAAUAACAAUUAAAAAGAUAGAGAGUAAAAAGAAUUCACUAGUUGAAGACAGUGAAAAUAGAAAGCAAAAAGAUGUAAUGAAACUAACUGCACUGUCUUCAAAGGUUUAUAAAACUAAAUACGAACUUGAAAAUAUGAAACACAGCCUGUGUAAAAGUAUGCAAGCAAAUCAAAAGUGUGAAAUAUUUCUUGCCCUUAAAGGAGCAGAGAACAAAAUGGAGAAAAUGUUAACAAUUGUAGAAGAAGAAAGCCGAUGUCCUGGGAUAAAUUACUACGAGUUUCAAUCCAGUGAUGAAGAAAUAAGUAAAGUAAAUAUUCCUGUUAUUUAUGGCUCCUUGACUGAUAAGUCAAAAAUAAAGCGCAACAUAACAUACUUUCACGAAAUAAGUGUGGAGCAUAGCACAGACAAAUGUAACAGCAAUUUAACUGGACUUUGUAAAACCUCUGACACACGCCUGAUUACUGCAGAUUAUGAUAACUCAUUGAUUAAAAUGAUAGACACUGAUACUGAAUUGACCAUAGCAGUACUUCAACUUGAAGAUAAGCCAUUUGAUAUAACCUUGUAG
Messenger RNA from Ruditapes philippinarum (Manila clam), 1284 nucleotides. RefSeq lists its product as uncharacterized. Bases 1 to 1284 code for a protein of 427 amino acids. Gene Ontology annotation, molecular function: zinc ion binding. The transcript has a single exon. The record is from RefSeq and is a predicted model, not a curated record. NCBI's taxonomy places the organism in Eukaryota, Metazoa, Mollusca, Bivalvia, Venerida, Veneridae.